GGCGGCACCUUCCUAUUUCUUCUCAGCCACAGCCCUCCCCUUAGAGUUGAGCAUCUAUUUGCCUGAAGUUAAUUUCCAGAAGCAGGUGUCCCCAGAGCUGGGCCAGGGGGAUGAACCGCGAGGGAGCACCCGGGAAGAGUCCGGAGGAGAUGUACAUUCAACAGAAGGUCCGCGUACUGCUCAUGCUGAGGAAGAUGGGGUCAAAUCUGACCGCCAGCGAGGAAGAAUUCCUGCGCACCUAUGCGGGGGUAGUCAGCAGCCAGCUCAGCCAGCUGCCGCAGCACUCCAUCGACCAGGGUGCAGAGGACGUGGUAAUGGCGUUUUCUAGGUCGGAGACAGAAGACCGGAGGCAGUAGCUGAAAACCCCUUGGAACACCCCGGAAGCCACCGAUGGCCAAGAGAUCGGCGUGGCUCCUUCGCCGGUUGAGUGGUAGCAAACCACCUUCUUCCCUCUCUCUGCCCCCUCGCCCACCAGACCCUCCCCACCCCAGCCACUCAGCAGGGCUGGCAUCAAGGGAGAUGCCAGUGGUGGCUUGUGAUUGGUUUGAAGGGAUGGACUUGUGAUUGGCUGCAGGAAGAAACCUUUUUAUUUUUAAAUCUUGACCAACGGAAACCUUUUAUUUUUAUUUUUGACUCUUUAUUUUUUUAAAAAUUUGCGCCUCGGUAUCUGGCUUCCCCCCUGAAGCUCUCCGAGCUCUGGUGCUUUAUUUAGGUCGUUUUCUUAGGAAUGUGAAGAGGCCCAAUUGGCUGCUUAAACUGGAGAAAGAUUGUGAUUGGCUGGCUAGUGGGAACGUGGUCUUUUCUUUGAUUGGCUGCAGGUGUUCUGCUCCUAUCAUCAACUUCCUCUGUUCUGAAUGCAGAAAACAGGGUUUGGGAUAUUGAUUGUUAUAUUUGACUUAAAAAAAAAAAAAGAAGAAGAAGAAGAAAGAAAACAAAUGAGCUUUGCAAUAUUUAUUACACAAAGAGCUUGCUGCUGCCUUCACAUACUGGGUUGGUGUUUGGAUUUGACUGGCAUUCAGUGUGUGGGUUUUGUUUCCCAUUGGCUCACCCCUAACUCCCGUUGCCAUGGCCUGACUUCCACUCUGCUGCUUAUUUGAGGCCUGAGGGUAUACCUGGAGAUUGCAUGUGCUUUAAUGACCACACCUGCCUCCACCAGCGAAGGGACCCUAGGGACCCUGAGCAGGGUCCACAGCUGAAAAACAGGGCCCCUAAGGAGCUUUGUGUUGUCGUGAGCCAGCAGCCCAGAGCUCAGGGGUGACCAGGAGGCAGGAUUUAUGUAUGCAAUCCUAAGAGUUGGCAGCCAGCCAGUUUCCUGGGGCGAGAAUGGGUUGUGCAGACUUCUCCAGAAUGCUGGCUAGCAGCUCCAUCCUCUUUGUCAGGCCCUGUGUCCCACUAUCUCAGAUUUUGGCAUCACCAGAUCCUGAAGAUUAUGAGGGGUCUUUACCAGAGCCUUGAACCUAAUCAGAUAUACCCCAGUUUCACUCCCAGAACCCCAGAGACUGCAAGCUUGGCUCCAGGCACAACCUAGCCAGGCUUCCCAGGUCCAUUGCAGGGGCAGUAGGCCCUGGGAAACAGGUGUCUUUUACCUGAGCCCGAGCCCCUGAUGUAUUGUAUCUUCCCACGUCCACCUAUGGCUUAUGUAUGAAAAGCCACCAGGAAUAGCAGCUAGACUUUCCCACAGUGGGCCACAGGCUAGCCCACAGGUCCAGCCCGAGGGCCACAUGAGCAGAAGGGUCUGGGUCAUCUCCCCAACCCCUGCCACCCCCACCACGCCUUCCCUGGGAGUUAGGGAAAUGGUUAAUGACCGGUGUCCCUUUCUUGUCCUGGGUACCAUGAGGCAGAAAACUCUUGGAGCCUUUUUCCCCUUUUUGGGGCUCAGGGAUUGUGCAGGAGCCCAGGGCCAGCAUGCCUUGAGACCGAGCGCUGGGACACCUCCCUCCCUGGUAGCAGAUGAUCUGCACUAACCAGCCUUGUUCCAGGAGGAGAAUUCGAGUGCCCUGUCCUCCAGCACUGGGCCUGUGAGAUGGCAGUAACAUGCCAAGGCCAUUGAGCUCCAGGAAGCAAGGACAAUGGAGAGUCAGCUACGCCAACCCCGGCCUGACCAGCAAGAGCCUGAGAGGAGAGCAUCGUUCCUGAAGAGCAACAGUGUGUGUGUGCGGGCACAGUAUGAGUUCACACACCUACAGACACAUGCCUGCUCUGCCAGCUCGGCAUGGCCUGAGUGAGGCCCUGGGCAGAGAUGGGGUUUUUCGGUCUCUCCGCACUCGGGUGAUUACAUCUAAAGUCAGGUGUUCCCUGCCUCAGUUGGUUCCUGUGACUCCCGGGAGGCGAGCCCUGGUGUUGGCAUAUGCUCUAUCCUAGCAGUGGUUCUCAGCUCCCAACUGAGCCAUGGCCAGGCUCAGCCUCCGAGAAGAACAGUGCAAGUGUCACCGUAGCUUCUUGUUCUAACUGAAAGUCUAUCUAAUGGAGAAAAACUAACAAUAAAGGUUUUUCAUAGCUUGGUGGGUAA
Molecule: messenger RNA, 2509 nt
Organism: Psammomys obesus (fat sand rat)
Lineage: Eukaryota; Metazoa; Chordata; Mammalia; Rodentia; Muridae
Gene: Ctnnbip1
Product: catenin beta interacting protein 1
Exons: 4
Coding region: 111-356 (81 amino acids)
Biological process (GO): negative regulation of Wnt signaling pathway
Cellular component (GO): nucleus; beta-catenin destruction complex; cytosol
Molecular function (GO): beta-catenin binding
Source: RefSeq, a predicted model, not a curated record